UAGUUGGAGAAUACAAACGAGUGAUUUUGAAGGUGAUGACCUCUGUCUUCCGAGGAACCCUAAUGGGUAUUCUCCACCAGCUAUGGGACGACACCGUCGCCGGCCCGCCGCCCCUCGGAAAGCUCCGCAAGUACACCUCCUUCCCCGCUUCAUCCUCUUCUGUCGCUUCCAACGCUGGCGCCGCUCAGAUCACCCGCAGCGUCACCAUCCUCCGCACCCGGCUCUCCCACGCCGCGUCGUCCCCCAUGUCCCCGGAGAGCGCGCCGGAAUCCCCUAUCUCCUCUCCGGGGCCACGGGGAGACUGGAAAAGGCCUUGUAGAAAACCGGCGCCGGCGCCGGAGGGAACGGAUAUUGCCGUACCGAGAGCGCCUACCGUCUAUGACUGGGUGGUGAUAAGUGCACUGGACAGAUGAAGCUUGGGAGGACGUGAACUGAAAGCAAAAGGAGUUGUAGGAAAACAAAAAAUCUGCUUUUGUCUUUUGAUCUUUGUAGAUGGUGCAUGUGUGUGUGUGUUGCUGUUCAUAAGAAAGCUGUGGAUGGAUAGUAGAAUGAAUUUGGUAGUGUUGAGUUCAACCUUCCAAUCACUUUCUGAGUUGUGUUCUAGUUUUUGCUUGAUCCCUCUUCCUUUUGCAUUGUGAUCCAUCUGUUCUCCUUUAGUUUUUUUGUCUUCUUGGCCUUGUGAUUAAUACCACUGUUCUGUUUUGCUGAA
Messenger RNA from Zingiber officinale, 709 nucleotides. RefSeq names its product dormancy-associated protein homolog 4-like. NCBI's taxonomy places the organism in Eukaryota, Viridiplantae, Streptophyta, Magnoliopsida, Zingiberales, Zingiberaceae. Bases 36 to 413 code for a protein of 125 amino acids. The transcript has 3 exons. The record is from RefSeq and is a predicted model, not a curated record.